ACUUUGUCUGUUGAACUCAUUUCCGUCAAAACAUACGUAUAACUCGAGGAUACCCCUCAUGUUUCGCAACCACAUGCGUGUGUGUAGCAGCCUCGUUGUCACUUAAAGAUCACGGCUACCCACUAACAGGAUGAAAGCUAUGAGCAGUGGCCGCUGCUAGCAUAGCAAAGAAUAUAUUCCCUAGGACCCUCACCAGCCUCCCAUCGUUUCCUAACCAUGCCCAUCUUCCAGGCUACCUUUGGUUCCUUUGGGGAUAUUGUGACCAUCGUACAACUGGCUUUGUCAAUAAAGCAAGCGUUGGACGAUAGUCGAGGUUCAGCUGCUGAGUUUCAGGCACUGUCAUCGUAUCUGGAAACCUUCACUCAGCAUCUAGACUGCACGCGGAAACCUCUUCUCGCUGCUCAAUUACCUGAUACUACAGUGUCUGGCAUACCUAUCGCGCCUAUCGAAGCUGCUCUUCGUGCAUGCGAGAGGCACUUGACCGAGUUCCAGAGACGGAUGCGUAAAUACAUUCCAAGCCUGCGACCUGGAGGCUCUGGCUCGCGAGUUGUCGAUGGAUAUAGAAAGCUUCAAUGGGCAAUAUAUGGAAGGCCGUUCGCGAAAGAGCUUCGUCAGUCCCUUAUGGAAGAGUCGAUCCUAAUCAAUGACAUAUAUACCGCAUUACAACUCGAAGAAUCUCUAUGAUGCAACCUUAUAGCGCAGUCGGUAUGUUGACAAAGGCUCCUCAUGCAGUUCGAGCGCAGGGACACAUUGUUCUUGUCGACUUGAUUGAUGAAGUCAGGCAGAUACCAAUCGAAGUGUGUAGCAGUAAAGCGGUAUUUCACGGAUUUCUGGCGUUCUACUACAGCAAACGGGUGGGGGAGAACCUUCGUUCAUACCAAACGAUAUACCCUUCUGUCCGACACAGGCUCUGUCAUCGACGACUUUACGUGGAACUCGAUGGUGCGGCCCGGAUCCACUCUCAGCAUGAGUGCGCUUGUGCUUGUUGAACAAUCAUCUAUGAGACUCUGUCCGCGCUGCAAAUUUGAAAAUGUGUUUUCAGAUGAUGAACUGGAGAACCGUGAUCUUAAAUGUCGACGUUGUCAAUGCACUCUGCAGUUGAUCAUCUUAGAGGCCGGGCGUAAGCAGCCAGCUCCCGCACCCGUGUCGCAGGUCAACAUCUUUCGGCAUGCGAGACCGUGUCACGUUUACGAAGAUGAAAUACAAUUGAUUACGCGCAUUUCGAUGGUCUUCAGACCUCCAAGGAACAAUGCCUUGUGCAUCGGGAUUGAGGCCACGGAAAUUUUGUCCGGCUUCAUCAAGGAUGAAUUAGGGUUCGAGAACGUAGUUCUCAUGGUUGAUGAACCGGGUAUUCGUGAGAUACAGGCUCUCGUGAUAGAUAUCUCGCCAAAAGAUCUUCUUGUCUUCCAUUUCUCUGGAUGUGAUAUUCGACUUACGAAUCAUGAUAAAACAGAAGAUGGAAUAGGUGAAGUGCUUCUUCCUGUGGAUUAUAGUGAUUCCGGUGUAAGCAGUUUAUCUGACGAAAAACUUCGCUGUUUCAUGAUUGAUCCACUUCCUGCGGGUUUCAAAUUGACAGCCAUUUUCCAUACUUACAUCUCUACCUUAGAUAUUCCCUUUAUCGCGUCCUCUCCCGUUAUCGGUGAUGCGUCUGAAAGGUUAUCAACUCACUCUGAAAAAGCGACUCGAAUUACGAAGGGCGCUGAUAUGGCCGACAUGCCUGAUGAUACACCAUUGCACACGUCUUAUGAUCUCAUGGCAUCUGUCUUGUCUAUCCCUUCCACUCAGUGGAACGAUUUUGCUAACCGUCAUUGUGAGAGACAUUCAAUGACACAGAGCAUGAUGGCUCUUUUGCGAUCAAGGCCUGAAGCUACAUUUCGUGACCUUAUACACUCAAACCGGUAUUCGUACAAUUUCUGGAGAAGUGUCGAGUAUGAGACCUCUUCACUCAAUUCAGGACUCAACAGAACGAUCCAUUCUGUAAGGUGGCGGUCACGUUCGCAUCAGAUUGAUGGCGACCAGGCAUCGAAAUAUUGUACGUUCCGACACAUGCAACGAUGGUACAUCGGAGUACUGGAAGAAGUAUUCGACGGGAUGUACUAACGGGUGAUACGCAGUGAAAGAAUGCAGUGCAGGUGUUCGUCACUAUCACCAUCCAAGUGCCGCAGUCGUCUCGGUAAUCCAUCCCAGGAUAUGCUGGAAUCGAACUUCUGUCGCCUCCGAAGGACAUAUUCCGAGCUGGCUUCAUCACGAUCGCAGCAUUCAUUAUCGCUCAUCGCGAUAUCCUCGUCCUCGUUGGCGCCAAGUGCAUCACUCCAUGACGGUGCAUGAAGGUAUUUGUAUCGUCCAGACUCAUGCGUAGAACGAGUGGGGGUAGGGAACCCUCCUUUGCCAGAAUCAGUGUCAUCUUGCAUGAUGUCUGAGUUACGGGCUUCACGUUCUGAUUCGACAU
Somion occarium is the source of this 2449-nucleotide messenger RNA. The record is from the annotation of a GenBank genome assembly. Lineage: Eukaryota; Fungi; Basidiomycota; Agaricomycetes; Polyporales; Cerrenaceae.